Molecule: messenger RNA, 3094 nt
Organism: Nothoprocta perdicaria
Lineage: Eukaryota; Metazoa; Chordata; Aves; Tinamiformes; Tinamidae
Gene: HSD11B1L
Product: hydroxysteroid 11-beta dehydrogenase 1 like
Exons: 8
Coding region: 178-1044 (288 amino acids)
Cellular component (GO): intracellular membrane-bounded organelle
Molecular function (GO): oxidoreductase activity
Source: RefSeq, a predicted model, not a curated record
GAGCGGGACCGGGCCCUCUGUUAAACCUGUGUCCUCUGGGCCGCCUCCGGCGGGGACCCGAGCCGAAGUCCGAGCGCUUCCYCCGGUUGGAUUGCAGCAUCGGAGGGAGAUCACCGCGUUUGGGCUGAGGAGCCCAGCUUCAGGAGUCCGUGCUUUUUCUUCACAACUUUAAGGGAUAUGAAGGCAGUUGGAAAAGCGCUUUGUGCUGCAGGAAUUGUAGCUGGGCUCCUGGCUUUCCUCUGGAAAGACACUUUUGAUCCAGAGAGCUUGUCUGGAGCCCGUGUUCUUCUCACCGGAGCCAGCGCUGGGAUCGGGGAGCAGAUGGCCUAUCAUUAUGCCAGCUUCGGUGCGGAAAUCGUCCUGACGGCGAGGAGGGAAGCGGUGCUGCAGAGGGUAAUGAAGAAGUGCCUGGAGCUUGGAGCAAAGAAAGUCUUUUAUAUCGCUGCAGACAUGUCUUCCUCUUCAGAGCCUGAAAAGGUGGUUCAUUUUGCUGUCCAAAAACUGGGGGGACUGGAUUUCUUGGUGCUGAACCACAUUGGCAUGACCCCUUUCCAGAUGUGGGACGGAGAUGUGGAACACACUCGCUGGCUCAUGCAGGUGAAUUUCUUUAGUUAUGUGGCCCUGGCAACAGCAGCUCUUCCCACGCUGGAGGAGAACCAAGGCUCUCUCAUAGUUGUUUCUUCUCUCACAGGAAAAAUUCCUACUCCUUUCACCACGUCAUAUUCUGCCACCAAGUUUGCGCUGGAUGGAUUCUUCGGCUCUUUGCGCCAUGAACUCGCCAUGCAGAAGAAAAACAUCUUCAUCACACUCUGCAUCCUGGGCUUAAUUGACACCGAGGUGGCAUUAGAGAAGACCAGGGGCAAAGUGUACCUGACCGCGGCUCCCGCUGCGGAAGCUGCCCUGGCCAUCAUCCGAGGAGGGGCCACGCGGGUGCACGAGGCUUUCUACCCCUGGUGGCUGCAGUACAUGUGCCGCUUCCGAGACUGGUUCCCCAGCCACCGGGACCGCGUUUUACAGAGCUACUACAACUACAGCAGCCCCUGAGAGGUUCCUGCUCUCCUCUCGUCGUCCCUCUCUGCCAGCUCCAGUCCUGCCUCUCCUCCUGGGCAUCGCUUUUGGUAUUAGGUGUCCUCAGGUUUAAUUUCUGAAGCUUCUCAUUGUAGAAAAGGAUGGGCAGUGGCAGGAUGAAAUAAAGGGGAAUUAAAACUAAAGGUGUGGAGAAAAACUCUGCUGAUCUGAGCGCAGUCUGGAGCAGCUGGGGCUCAGGUGGUUUCGUUGCCCAUCUGCAAAAUGCAAUUCCAUGUGGGAAAACCAAAACCAUGUGGGCGUCCUGCUGUUUCUCUGUGUAUCRCAGGCCUUGGAUUUUGACCUGACAGUUUUCUAUGGCCUUGCAUGGAACUGUCAGSAACUUGCUGCAAUUCACAUCCCCUGGGUGGCUUGAAGCCACCUCUCCUACAUGGACCUACACCUGCUUGCUCCUCGUKUUUGCAGUAUGGACCAGGCACCACAGAACUGUGUGGAGGAAGGAGGAGGCAUCAGAAGCUGAGCCAAUCCUAGAUUAUUCCUCCUCUCAUGUUCUGCUUUUUUUAGCACUGUUAAAUAAGGCUUUCAAAGCACCUGCUUGGAAAAGUCCAAGCAAAAAGGGUGCUUUGGCUCCAGUGCAUGGCAAUGGCACAUGGUGCUGGUAAUCCCGGUGUGCUCCUCCCCUGGAGUGCAAGAAAAGAAAGGAGUUUGUGUCUGYUCAGCUGAGCUCUCAGUCUCGACUAAGCACGUAGGUGUUGAAAGAAGCCUGCAAUGUGCACACGAGAGCAGUACCUGCUUUAUGCUUCGCUCUGCUGGAGCUAGGCAGCUCACUUUACCCAUUGCAAUUGGGUUGAUAAAACAAACUUGUGGUUUGGGGGCCAGACCUAGGAGUGGAAUAAAAGAAAAAUCCAAAGGUAGCCUUUGAGCGACCUGAAACACGGGGUGAUGCCCAGAAUACGGCAGGAUCGGAUCCACUAGGACUCGCGUUCUGCCGUCCAUCCUUCUAGAAAAGCUUACCUGCUUGCACAGGUGACUCGAUGGAAACGGGCUCUCCUCAUCUUGGGUUCCUCGUAUCUUCAAGGGCAGGCACUAGCUAAAAGUCAUUGCAACCAACACRUGAAAUAAAACCCCAAGUUACUUGGCAAGUAAAUUUUUUAUUAAAUAAAUUUAAGAUUUUUUUUUUUCCUUUUAAGACCAGAGUGAGGAAUUUGACAUUGAUAAAGCUUGUAUCUCACYUGUGACCUUGUACAGUCACAUCGGUAACUGUAAGGGAAGGAACUGAUUGUAAAUGCUUAUUUUAAACAGCCUGACAUAGAAUUUCCAAAGUUCUUUUCUUUUUUCUUUCCAUUUUGCAUUUGUYGGUCAUUUUCUUUUUUGUUCAAAAUUAGAUGAGGCUUAAACUUCCUGAAAUUACUUGUAGCAGAAAUAAAAUACAUUAUACAAAUCACAUACAUAAUAGAUGUUAAGUAUAAAAAUGGUAUUUACAGUCAGUAAACAUGGACUGUUGAAACGCACAGACUUGCACUGCUCCAUCCAUCUUUCAGACUCACCAUCGGGGCCAGAGGGCUGGCUGAGGAGAUGUCCAUGUCCUUGAGGGACUUGGCCAGAGACAACCGAGCAAGGGAAACUGGAGGAGAAGGGGCUGAGGUCCUCAGAAGCCCCUACAUCUCUCCUUAGUCUGAGUCUCAUCCACCUUUCUCCACCAGCCCUCUGUUCGUACGUAGACAUAAACACACAUACACACAUACACACACAGGAAUGUUCUUGGUAUUUUAUCAAACUCUGAAAUACUCUGAAGGGUUUUUUUUYCUGUAUUUUGGUAGAAACGUAGGGGACUUUCAAGUUGUUAAACGGAUGCACCAUUUCAGUAACACCCCCUUCUCCCACUCUAGUAUUUUUUUUUUUUUGUUAAAUCAAGCUCUGACCUAUGUUCUGUGCUUAAGUGUACAAUUAUCUCUAUCUAUGCUGCAUACUGUAUAAUCUGUCCUCUGAAGGGGGAGGUGGAAGGAAAAGCAUGAACGUAGCCCUCUUUUAUCACACUAUCCUCCUGGUGUUUGCUCGGAAAAGCUCU